Xenopus laevis (African clawed frog) is the source of this 4217-nucleotide messenger RNA. It is a transcript of the gene mdga2.S, whose product is annotated as MAM domain containing glycosylphosphatidylinositol anchor 2 S homeolog. Lineage: Eukaryota; Metazoa; Chordata; Amphibia; Anura; Pipidae. The transcript has 17 exons. The coding region runs from base 985 to 3867 and encodes 960 amino acids. The record is from RefSeq and is a predicted model, not a curated record.
AUACACACUGACACACUCACACAGGCACUAACACACAGAGCCUAGGAGCUAAAGCCCAGCUGCCUCCUCCAUUGCACCACCCCCUCCUUACUCUCUUCUUUACCACCCUGAGCAAUUGUGCCUGUGUCCUGUGGGAAGAGUCUGUGAGACAAGGUGCAGGUUCUGAGACAAGAUUCCCAGCUAUUGGCACUGGCAUCACGGGAGAGACAGUGCCAGGAGCCCCACGCAUUCUAGUCUCUGGAUAGUGUGUCACUGCAUCCCCUUCACCAAAUGACAAGAAUAUUAAUAUAUGCUGCAAUCCGGACCCCUUGCUGCCUGGUUUAGUGCUUCAUUUGCAUUCUUCCAGCUGGGAUUGGUCCUCUCUUUCAUUUCUCUUCAUUGGUAUAGUGGUUUCCGCAGGACUCCUGGCCGUGUAUUUGGUUCCAUGGCAUCAGCUUGGCUGAGAUGAGUGGGAGUCAUCCCUCUACACUAGUCUCCAGCACACUCGCACACUGACACCAUUCAAAGGUAUCUCCACUGCUUGACACCUCUUGUCUAUCUGCCGUUGCCAGGCUGGAUUUGGGAUUUUGCAUUGCAAUGGCAACUAAUGGAGAGGGGGAUGGCAAAUCUGAAGGGAUUUCAUUGGACUGUGAUCAGGCAACUCCGUUAACUGCCCUCCAGGGAUGAUCUCUAGUUUCCUUUUAAACCCAAAAACGAGGAAUCUCCUGUAUUUGAUUAAGGGAGACUGAAACAUCGGUUGCAUUUCGCUGGAUUUCCAGGGAUUCUCCCCCAACCUGCAUAAUUCCUAUUUUUUUUGCCGUAAAAAGCAAUACUGUUAUUCUCUAUCUGUUUUUUAUUACUUCUCCUGCCGGUCCUACUGUGUGGAACCAGCAGUGGUCAAGAGUGGAGGAAUCUAAACUGUGACCUGAGGGGUCUUAUGUCCAUCGCUGGCCUCUGUAAGGUCCUGUUGAGUCCCUGGCUGGAUAUGUCCAUUUUAACGUGAAGAUGGAUUUGGGUUACGGUGUCUUGUGGCUACUGACAGUUCUCCUAGAAGGCAUUUCUUGCCAGGGGGUUUAUGCUCCCCCUACUGUUCGGAUUAUUCAUUCUGGCUUGGCCUGUAGUAUUGAGGAAGAACGGUAUUCAGAAAGAGUUUACACAAUACGGGAAGGGGAGACACUAGAAUUAACAUGCCUGGUUACAGGACAUCCCAGACCACAGAUCAGGUGGACCAAAACUGCAGGAAGUGCAUCUGAUAGAUUUCAAGACUCCAGUGUUUUCAAUGAAACUUUAAGGAUUGAAAAUAUUCAGAGACAUCAAGGAGGCCGUUACUACUGUAAAGCAGAGAAUGGAUUAGGUUCUCCUGCAAUAAAGUCAAUACGAGUUGAUGUGUACUAUCUAGAUGAUCCCAUUGUGACUGUGCAUCAAAGUAUUGGGGAAGCAAAAGAACAAUUUUAUUAUGAAAGAACUGUUUUCUUACGAUGUAUUGCUAACUCCAACCCACCAGUUCGAUACAGCUGGAAACGUGGUGAAGAGGUACUGCUUCAGGGAUCUGAUAAAGGAGUAGAAAUUUAUGAGCCAUUCUUCACCCAGGUAGGAAUUAAGGGUGAAACAAAGAUUUUGAAGCUCAAAAAUCUUCGACCUCAGGAUUAUGCCAAUUACAGCUGCAUUGCUUCAGUGAGAAAUGUUUGCAAUAUUCCUGACAAAAUGGUGUCGUUUAAGCUUUCCAACAGAACAGCUUCCCCGUCAAUCAAACUCUUGGUGGAUGAUCCUAUAGUUGUGAAUCCUGGUGAAGCAAUCACAUUAGUAUGUGUUACAACUGGUGGAGAACCAACUCCAACACUCUUGUGGGCUAGAUCGACUGGUACACUUCCUGAAAAGACUGUUCUUAAAGGUGGAACUCUAACCAUACCAGCCAUUACUUCAGAGGAUGCAGGCACAUACAGUUGCAUUGCUAAUAACAAUGUUGGAAACCCAGCAAAGAAGUCUACCAGUAUUAUUGUUAGAGCUUUAAAAAAAGGUCGUUUCUGGAUUACACCUGAUCCCUAUCACAAAGAUGAUAAUAUUCAGAUUGGCCGUGAGGUGAAGAUUUCCUGCCAAGUGGAAGCUGUUCCAUCCGAAGAACUGACAUUUAGCUGGUUUAAAAAUGGCAGACCGUUGCGCAGUUCUGAAAGAAUGGUGAUUACACAAACUGACCCCGAUGUCUCACCUGGUACCACUAAUCUUGAUAUUAUUGACUUAAAAUUCACAGACUUUGGCACAUACACAUGUGUUGCAUCUCUGAAGGGAGGAGGAAUUUCUGACAUCAGUAUUGAUGUUAAUAUAUCCAGCAGCACAGUUCCUCCAAAUCUUACUGUUCCCAAGGGAAAAUCUCCAAUGGUUGCCCGGGAAGGAGACACAAUUGAACUACAAUGCCAGAUUUCGGGCAAGCCCAAGCCAAUUAUUAUGUGGUCCAGAGCAGACAAAGAUUUUCCAAUGCCAGAUGGAUCCAUGCAGAUGGAGAGUUAUGAUGGCAUACUAAGGAUUGUAAAUGUUUCUAGAGAAAUGACAGGAACAUACAGGUGUCAGACAAGUCAAUACAAUGGAUUUAAUGUCAAACCAAGAGAUGCUUUGGUUCAGUUGAUUGUACAAUAUCCGCCAGCAGUUGAACCAUUAUUCCAGGAAAUACGACAAGGAUUGGGCCAUAGCGUGACAAUGAACUGCAGAGUACUGCGAGCAUAUCCCACACGGGUCUUGAUGUAUGAAUGGCGGCUGGGGAACAAGUUGCUAGACAAAGGACAAUUUGACUCUCAAGAUUAUACAGAGUUAACUGUAAAUAUUCUUGCCAAGGAGCAUUAUGGGAUUUACAACUGCAGCAUUAUUAAUGAAGCUGGAUCUGGUCGGUGCAGUUUUCUUGUAACAGGGAAGGCUUAUCCCCCAGAGUUCUACUAUGACACUUAUAAUCCUCUUUGGCAGAACAAAGCUCAAAUUUAUUCUUACAAAUUACAGUGGACGCAGAUGAAUCCAGAUGCAGUUGAUCGUAUACUUGCAUAUCGUCUGGGGAUUAGACAGGCAGGUCUACAACGCUGGUGGGAACGGGAAAUUUCUGUCAAUGGAAUCUUUAAAAAAGGCGAGUUAAUGACAAAUAAUCUUACUGAGCUGGUGAGACCAGAACCCUAUGAAGUUCGUCUUACACCUAUAAAUAGAUUUGGAGAAGGGGACUCAGCUAUACGGAUAAUUAAAUAUAGUGCUCCAAUGAAUCCACAUUUACGAGAGUUUCACUGCGGCUUUGAAGAAAGUAACAUCUGCUUGUUUACACAAGAUGACACAGAUAUCUUUGACUGGACAAAACAAAGUGCUAGCACGAGAGACACUAGAUAUACUCCAAAUACAGGGCCAACAACAGAUGCUGGAGGCUCAAAACAUGGUUUCUACAUGUACAUAGAGACAUCUAGACCCCGGAUGGAUGGAGAAAAAGCCAGGCUUCUUAGCCCAGUUUUUAAUAUAGCUCAAAAGAAUCCAUAUGGAUCCAGCAACACAGUAUAUUGUUUUAGUUUUUUCUACCAUAUGUAUGGCAAACAUAUAGGAACUUUGAAUAUAUUCCUGCACUUGAAAGGACAAACUAGCACAGAUAUUCCAUUAUGGUCAGAAAGAGGAAAUAAAGGUGAGCAGUGGAAGCAGGCACAUCUAAAUAUACACCCAACGUCUUCAUUUCAGCUAAUAUUUGAAGGGGUUCGAGGUGAUGGAAUUGAAGGAGACAUAGCUAUAGAUGAUAUAUCUAUCAUGGAGGGGGAAUGUUCAAUAAUAGAUCAGCCUGAUACCACUCCAUCAUCUGGUGGUAAUGGGACAUUCAUACAUAUAUGGCUGUAUCCAGUUUUCAUUUUCCUCUCUGUUUUAAGUCAUCAAAGGUGACCAUAUCCUGGCAGAGGCUAUAAAAGAUUCUGUAGGCACCAGUAGGAAGAAGAGUCUUUGUAAAUGGACAUCUGAGAAACAAACUACCAAAGAGUCCUUCACUAAAGCACUGGGAAUUUACUGAACAUGGAAUAUAAAUUAUUACAAACUUCACAGGACCUGCAAAUAGAGGAGAUCUUGAAUUGAAGUGCUUCUGUGGCUAUUGUGAAUUCAGUAUUAUCUGAUUAUUCUCUUUAAAAGGGGAAUAAUGAAAUUUCUUGUCAAAGCACAAAGUCAUGGCUGGUUUUGUUUCAAAUUAAUAGUUUGCUAGUUACCAUGGACACCUAAUGGCCUGCCAACUAAACCUCACA